Molecule: messenger RNA, 1495 nt
Organism: Zonotrichia albicollis (white-throated sparrow)
Lineage: Eukaryota; Metazoa; Chordata; Aves; Passeriformes; Passerellidae
Source: RefSeq, a predicted model, not a curated record
GACCACACCUGGGAGAAGGAGAUACAAGGAAAAUGGACCCUGAACUGCUGAACCUCCCACUCGCAGUCAAGAUCCCUGUGGCACCUGGAUCCAAGCCUGUCUUCUGCAGGGGAAAGCUGGGUGAAAAGCUCCACCGGCCGCUUCCUUGUUUCACUCUGGAUGAUCCCUACUGCCACCACCUCAGCCCAGCAUACAACUGCCUGCAUGACCCCCACCUUCAGGACUACCACAAGCGCAAGGAUGUGCUGCAUUUGCUGAAGAAACGGGGCUUUGUCACCAGAGAAAACAAGCAUGGCCCCAGCCUGCCAAGAAUCACCAACACUUCCUGUCAGGGGAAGCUGCAGCCUCAAAAGCCUUCCAGCGUACCCAAGAGCCAAAAACUGGGGGCAUGCAGAAAAGGGAGAGCAGCUCUGAACAAGGGCCAAACUUACUCCAGAGCUAAGCUGGGGCAGAAGGAUGCCAGCACUGCUGCUGACUCCCAGAGGAAGCCAGAUGGCACUGACAAAGGCCUCUUGAAUGCUAUGUUUGAGCAACUAACUGCAGCAGAAGCCAAGAAGCUUGAAGAGCUGGUUGAGACUGUGGUGUACAGAGUGUUUGAGAGGUUGAAGAUUCCUAGGAAUCAGCAUAGCAGCUUUUUACAGAGGGUUGCUCAGGGAAUCAGAGAAAGACUUUUAGGCCACACGAGAGUAGAACUUUUGGAUACUUCUCUAGAUCACCAUCAGAAAAUGGAAGUGAUGGCGAAAGAGCUUGUAGCAACAGUGUUGGAGAUCUUGGGGGACCGUCUGGCAUCCAGCACAUCCAAAGCUGCUGAGGCAGGGGUGGCAGCCAAGUGGGAGGACCUGCCUCUUGCUGGAAGAGCCACCCAAGCAGACAAAUCCAAGGACACUGCAGACAGAGUACUUUCAAAGACCUCCCUUGACACACUCACCAGAGAAGUUGUUGAGAGUGUUCACUACACCUUGGAAUCCUCUGUAACUUCUCAGUUUGAGCAAGACACUGGCGGUGAGUACACUGAAAUCCUGGAGCUUCCUGGGGGAAAUGUCUCCAACAGACAAGUGCAGUCAUCCCAAACAUGUCCAAGGCAGGGCAUGGAAGCUGGACAAGGAUUCCCCAGAGCAUCUGAACAGCAGGGCCUAAAAGCAAUGGUGAAGGAGAACUUGGAAAGAAAAAGGAGCCUAAAGUCAACAGCCUUAGCCAACACUUUGGAAAUAAGGACCAUGUCAAAUCGGAUUGCUGACUCAGUAUUAGAGCGGAUCAGUCAACCAGGGCCUGCAGCAGCCCUCAACAAGAACUUUCAAGGGCCUGUUGCAAACCCACCCACAUCCCAAGGUGGAAUGGAGAGCUGUGCCACUGAGGACAUUCUCCCUACCGUGGACCCAUUGCCUUCGCAGGCCAUCCCUCCAGCCCAGGCCAGAGCACAGCACCAAGCAAAGCGCCCAAAGUUCAUCUGAUGCAAGUGAGGUGUGUGACUGGAGAGCUGAAGAGCCCUCAGACA